This is a messenger RNA of Ictalurus punctatus (channel catfish), 1357 nucleotides long. It is a transcript of the gene ssu72, whose product is annotated as SSU72 homolog, RNA polymerase II CTD phosphatase. Gene Ontology annotation, biological process: termination of RNA polymerase II transcription. Gene Ontology annotation, cellular component: nucleus; mRNA cleavage and polyadenylation specificity factor complex. Gene Ontology annotation, molecular function: RNA polymerase II CTD heptapeptide repeat phosphatase activity. Lineage: Eukaryota; Metazoa; Chordata; Actinopteri; Siluriformes; Ictaluridae. The record is from RefSeq and is marked provisional.
GUUGCUGUAACUCUGCGCUCGCUGAAUGUAUUCGAUAUAAACUUACAUUAUCGCCUCGCAGUAUUUUCGAUGGGGGGCUUAUUCGCGUAGACUAAAUCUGGAAUCGGUUUUGUUGAAAUUUUGAGUUGUGUAUUAGUUAAAUUUUGACGAGAAGUACAAUAUGCCAAGCCACCCGCUUCGCGUAGCGGUGGUGUGCUCGAGUAACCAGAACCGCAGCAUGGAAGCACACAACAUCCUCAGCAAGCGCGGUUUCGAUGUGCGAUCUUUCGGCACCGGAAGCCAUGUGAAACUCCCAGGACCCGCUCCAGACAAGCCUAAUGUGUAUGACUUCAAAACCACUUACGAACAGAUGUACAGCGAUCUGGUCCGAAAGGACAAGGAACUAUACACACAGAAUGGCAUCCUGCACAUGCUGGAGCGCAACAAGCGCAUCAAGACGAGACCUGAACGUUUCCAGAGCUGUAAGGACCAGUUUGACCUGGUCAUCACCUGCGAGGAGAGAGUGUACGACCAGGUUCUAGAGGACCUGAACUCCCGUGAACAGGAGACGUUCCAGCCGGUGCACGUCAUCAACGUGGACAUCCAGGACAACCACGAGGAGGCCACACUCGGGGCUUUCCUCAUCUGUGAGCUGUGUCAGUGUAUUCAGCACACUGAUGAUAUGGAAAAUGAUAUUGAUGAGCUGCUGCAGGAGUUUGAGGACAAAAGCAGCCGUCCAUUCCUCCACACAGUCUGCUUCUACUGAUUUCUGUUGCUCGCUCACUCCCUCUCUCACACGUACACACACCCCAUCCCAAGGCCCAGCUGGACUGGUCACACUGGCAUCAUUCUGAUCUCAGAGCUGCAGCACACACCGCCUUUAUGAAUAUAUCACACACACACACACACACACACACACACACACACACACACAUUCUAUUUCAUCCCUGAUAAUGCGUUGUUCCCUGCUCUGAGUCAGACACACAGUUCACACACACACACUCAUCUACAGGUAUUAAUUUUUGAAUGCAGGACAAACUUUUUUUUUUUUUUUUGAGAAUAUUUUUUUUAUAUUAAUUAUUAUUGCUCUAAGUAUGCUGAGUAAUACUUGUAAUAUUCAGGUUGUGUAGUUUGGAGAGGAUCAGCUGUGUGUGUGUGUGGAAGCAUCGACAUGUUCUUACUUGAAUAAUGAUGAUGAUGAUGAACCAGAAAAUGAGGUUUCCGAUGUAAUUUCUGUUUGUGUUUAUAGUUAUUUAAACAUUAUUAAGGAAACUUCAGGAUAUGUUAAUUGUUUUUGGAGGUUUUUUUUGUAAACUGUAAGCGAGUGUGAUUGUAAGUCCAGAGUGCCUGAACAUUUGUGUAAAUAGUGCACUUAAAA